Molecule: messenger RNA, 4577 nt
Organism: Daldinia loculata
Lineage: Eukaryota; Fungi; Ascomycota; Sordariomycetes; Xylariales; Hypoxylaceae
Product: DNase I-like protein
Exons: 3
Coding region: 611-4120 (1169 amino acids)
Biological process (GO): phosphatidylinositol dephosphorylation
Molecular function (GO): protein binding; phosphatidylinositol-4,5-bisphosphate 5-phosphatase activity
Source: RefSeq, a predicted model, not a curated record
AAAGGAGAACCCAAAUUAAAACGCUCGUUAACCCCCAAAAGACUGCGUAACACAUAUUAAACCUAGACGAACUUCGAAUAAUAAUUUUUCUUUUCGUAUGACUGUAUGACCGCAUACACGUUACUUCUUCGGGACUGCGCCUCAUUCGUUAUAUCUUUACGUGACAGCGUUGCAACUUUCUGCCGAAGCUCUCGACAGUAAACGCUGAAAUUCAAUAGACGGGAUAAAGAACCUAAAGAACCAAAAAAAAAACCAAAAAAAAACAUGACUACAAUUAGCGGCCAAAAUAUCCCAUUGAUACUAUAAUAUUCGGUCUGACAGCAUCGUUUUUCUUAUCCAACCAGAAUUGUAGGCUUUAACACGACCACGUGCUCAUUCAUUCGUUGGCACUCUUUGGAAGAAGAUCUACACCGAGCACGAACGAAGUGGCGGCCACUUAAUUUCUAACCUCUUAUUUCUGACCUUGACCUCUAUCACUAAAGGCUUACGGUUUAAGAGCUACCGAAUUGCCUUGUUGGAUGAUUCCGGGAGACUAGCUCUUCGGUCAGUGAUGCCGUGGGAGCACAAGGGGCGGCAUAUUGAAGGCUUAUAGAGACUGCCCCUCAUCACCAUGGAGUCUAACGGUCAAGAUGGUCUUGACAACUCGUCCUUGAGACCAGUCUCGUCCCUGAGGUCUCAUUUUGAGAAUAUGAACCAGCCCAAAGAUGGACCAGUAGCUACACAAUCUCAGCCCCCACCUACACGAAAUCAGUCGCCAUCCCCAAAUCUUCCCCCGAUUCCAGACACAAGACCUACCCGGAGUGGGAAUGUGCCAGCGGAUAAUGGAAAGCCCAGGCCAAAGGAAGUCCUGAAUACUACAGGUCUUCAUUCUGCUCAGAUCGCGAACCCCUCGCCGUUAAGCCCUAGACCUAUCAGGCCCCCUGCCGUCUUGGUUGAACCACCUCAGUCACCACCGAAAGCAAGACCGCUCUCUAUCCUACAAAGCGAUACGAAUACCCACCUUUUCCCUGAUCCCUCGAAGACUCAAAAUACUCCAGUUACUUCUUCACCUCGACCCUUGAAGAUCUCUAGCCGACCGCAUACUCCCAUACUCGAGCCCGGCCGAUCUCCUAGGCUCGCUGCUACUCAACCGCCAUCACCGCCUCCUCCGCGAAGAUCGGCUGAGCUGAGAAGAGAACGUGAAUCUAGGGCAUCGCCGCCGAUUCCUCCACCUGUUAAUCGUGCUGAAAAGCCAGCCAAUAGACUCUCAAGGCUGAUGGAAAAUGCAAACAAACUAGAAUUAGCCCCUCAAAUUGCAGAGAAGCGUUCGCCGUUCAAUAGCCCUCCUUCUAGCGCCAGCAGCCCCGAUCGUGAAGAUCCGCCAGUGCUCCCGACUCGGCCAGCACGACCGCCGAUUCAGACGACCGUGCCGAGGACUAGCGCAUUGCCAUCAGGCUUCGAUCCUCCCCCAGUUCACCAUACAAUUGCAACCAUACGUCGAGACUACGAAGUCAACGGAAAUGCCAGAUCACCUGUCACUUCUCAGCUUGCGGACAAGCAACCUACUCUCCCAGCUCGACCACAGACUGUUCCGGAUCCAGCUUCUGCCCGAAUUCCAGCAAAUACAGCCGUGAGGCCACCACCUCGACCUCCGAGACCUGUUGUGACUACUGCUAGUGCUACUAUAGAAAACCCCCUAUCCCCCCAGCCUAAACGUGUAGUUUCAACACCAACUACUCAAUUUGUGCCUCCCCCGUCACGCACUCACGGAAGAUCCUUAACAGUAGAUAGGAACUCAGAAAAGGCUCCUGUCGAAUCCUAUGAUUCCACGAGAAGGCUAGGCGUAACUGAUGCGGAUAGCCGCUCUCCUGAAUCUUCAGGCCCUACCCCCACGGGUCACGUAGAAAUUGUAACUCAAUUCCCAGACACUACCAGAGUGAAUCGGCGGCCGCCCUUCAUCAAGCAAGGCACCCAUGAAAUUUCUACCAAGUACGAUACUAGGAUAUUCGAUGUUUGUGGGCAGUAUGUAUGUACCACCGGUCACCUCACCCGAGUCUGGAGCUUGCUGGAUGGCGAGCUUCUCAUGAGCUUCGCCCACGGAGAGGGAAUUAAAGCGACGGCCGUAGCGUUUAAACCUACAUCAGAUAUACAAGAUGAAGGGACGCGAGUCUGGAUUGGCAACAAUGUCGGCGAGAUUAUGGAAGCCGAUGUCACGUCUCAGGGUAUCACCGAGAGUAAGACGAACGCUCAUGGACGGUACGAAAUAGUCAAGAUUUACAGGCACUACAACGAGAUGUGGACUCUGGACGAAGGAGGAACCUUGCAUGUUUGGGGGCCAGAGAGCGACGGAGUCCCGAAUCUUGGCGGCAACCCCCAUCAAACUUAUAGGCUACCUAAAGGACAUACUUUUUCGAUGGUAAUUGGCGAAGAAUUAUGGCACGCAACGGGCAAAGAAAUCCGCAUCUUCACUCCUACUGCCGGCGGUCGGAAUCAACUGCAAGUCCUUAUGAGACCUUUAAUCUCAGAAGGAGCAGGCGAAGUAACAUCCGGGGCUCUUCUCAAAUCGCAGCCUGGGAAAGUUUUCCUCGGUCACAACGACGGCAAAGUCAGCAUCUAUUCUCAAAAAGAUUUUACAUGUCUUAGCGUGCUCAACGUCAGCUCUUACAAGAUCAAUUCUCUAGCUGGUGUGGGUGGUUAUAUGUGGGCAGCUUUUAAUACCGGGAGAAUAUGCGUGUACGAUGUUGCAGAGUCGCCUUGGGUUGUUAAAAAGGACUGGCAAGCUCAUGAUAACCCGGUUAUAAAAAUCAUUGCCGAUCCCUCGAGCGUCUAUAAGCUCGACCGCUUCCAGGCCGUCACCCUCGGAGCCGACAAUACGAUAAAGUGUUGGGAUGGCUUACUCCAAGACGACUUCUUAGAAAACGAGAUGAAGUCCCUCGAUGCACAAUAUUGCAAAUUUGAAGACAUUAGGCUUUUGGCAAUGACAUGGAAUGCUGGGGCUUCAACCCCGAACAGCCUAAGAUACUCCGAGUCGGAUGCCACGUUUAUGCAAAAUUUGCUGCAGUCGAGCGAUUCGCCCGAUAUUCUUAUCUUUGGAUUUCAGGAACUGGUUGAUCUAGAGGAUAAAACCGCGACGGCAAAGCGCUUUUUCAAGCCGAAGAAGAAAGAUGCGUCGGACCAAGAGCGGAUGAGCCAUCAAUAUCGAGAUUGGAGAGAUUUUCUCGUUAGAUGCCUAGACGACUAUAUGCCGGCCGAACAUCUCUAUCACCUCCUCCACACGGCGACUCUGGUGGGUCUCUUCACUUGCAUAUUCGUGAAAUCGACUCUCCGCGAUCGUAUACGCAAUAUCAACGGUUCCGAGAUAAAACGUGGAAUGGGAGGCUUACACGGCAACAAAGGUGCCAUUAUUAUACGAUUUAUGGUGGACGAUACUUCGCUCUGCUUCAUUAAUUGCCAUCUUGCGGCCGGACAGUCAUCAGCAAACCAGCGACACAACGACAUUGCCGCAAUUAUGGAAACCGCUCUCCUUCCUAUAGAGCGCGACCCAAGUGUUCGUAUCGACAGUUACAUAGGUGGUGGCGACGGUACCAUGGUCCUCGAUCACGAGUUAUGCCUACUUAACGGUGACCUUAACUACCGCAUUGAUACCAUGUCGCGGGAUACGGUCGUGAUCGCUGUAAAACAAAAUAACCUGGCCAAACUUCUGGAACGUGAUCAGCUCCUCGUAGCCCGUCGGAGGAACCCUGCAUUCAAACUUAGGGCAUUCGACGAGAUGCCCAUCGAGUUCCCUCCCACGUAUAAAUAUGACGUAGGAACUGAUAAUUACGACACUAGUGAGAAGAAGCGCUCCCCAGCAUGGUGCGAUCGCCUCCUUCACCGAGGUUUUGGUAGAAUACAACAACUUGAAUACAGACGGCACGAGGUCCGUGUGUCUGAUCACCGGCCCGUGACUGGCCAGUUCAGGUUUACUGUCAAAUCUAUCUCACCUAAGAAGCGGACGUUGGCUUGGGCAGACUGCCAGCAACGCUUCGAGAACCUCAAGGAGAAGGAGGCGAAUGCGGAGAAGCUUUAUUAUCUUACGAAUGUUAUCGGGUAUGAUUCAGAUACAAGCAUGAGGUUGAUACGCGAAAAGACAACCAGAUAAUAGACCAGUCCGGGUCUACAUGGAGGAAUAAUAAGAUAGAGAAGCAGUCAGGUCCAACUUUGCUUGCGAAGUUAGAGGAAUAAACGUGGAAAGCGAAGGGUUCUUCUAACACCCAUGAGAGAAGAUGAGGCAGGUUCAAGAAAAUAGAGAGCCCGCGUAAUGAUUAGUUACGAUAUAGAACGACAAAAAGAUGGCAAAUUCGCCACUAAAGACGGACUGUUUUCAAUGCCUGGUUAGAUGGUUGGGCCUAUGAAAGAUGAAUAUUGUCGAUGUUUAAGAAGCAACGAUAAAAAUACUGCAAUAGAGAAUCAAGAUAAAUAAUGAAUCCAAGAAAUCCUAGGGGGAGACGACGAGGCUUCUUGAUCGUCCGAAUCAAUACUCGGUCAAUACUAAGUACAUGUAUAAUUUUUAUAGGUGGUGUCUGGGAAUAAAUACGUAACGGAUGUCCGUCAUCGGC